Messenger RNA from Eutrema salsugineum, 583 nucleotides. RefSeq names its product keratinocyte-associated protein 2. Bases 80 to 448 code for a protein of 122 amino acids. The transcript is spliced from 5 exons. The record is from RefSeq and is a predicted model, not a curated record. NCBI's taxonomy places the organism in Eukaryota, Viridiplantae, Streptophyta, Magnoliopsida, Brassicales, Brassicaceae.
AAAUACCGUAGAACUGAGGAAGUUACGAGAGGAGAGAGCAUCUGAUCUGCAAGGGCUUUCAAGAAGAAAGUUAGAAUCAAUGGCGGGAGCUGGAACAUCGAUGCUAGGCUCUAUUCUUAUGUUUACAGUGAUCCUCUCGCUUCAAGAAGUUUACCGAGGGAAAUUAGCUUCUUCUGAGCUGUUCACGAUCUUUGGAGGAUUCACUAGCUCCCUUCUCUUUCUGUUCUCUCUGACAUUCAUCGGGAAUCUCCAGGAAUCUUCUGGCAUGAAGAGUAGUAGCUGGGGUGCAGUGAUUCUUGCAGAAGUCAUAGCUCUUAUCGCUGCUAGCACGGUGCAUCGAGUUUGUAUUACGACCUGUUUCUUGUUCUCUGCUGGGCUACUAUACGAGAUGAAUAAGAUUUCGGGAUACAUGCUUUCCAAGACUGAGUCGAAAUCUAAAAGGCACUGAUUCAGAGAACGGAAUUGGUAAGUACAUGAUGUUGUCGAAUUUCGGUUUUGUUUAGCAAAAGGGUUGUGCAAGAACACUGCCAACAUUAUGAAUUAAUAACAUUUUGCGCAUCUUAUGCGUGGCUCAAAGUUUCAA